Molecule: messenger RNA, 3470 nt
Organism: Dioscorea cayenensis subsp. rotundata (Guinea yam)
Lineage: Eukaryota; Viridiplantae; Streptophyta; Magnoliopsida; Dioscoreales; Dioscoreaceae
Product: phytosulfokine receptor 1-like
Exons: 1
Coding region: 150-3284 (1044 amino acids)
Biological process (GO): protein phosphorylation
Molecular function (GO): receptor serine/threonine kinase binding; protein kinase activity; ATP binding
Source: RefSeq, a predicted model, not a curated record
CAAGCUCUACCUGCAGCAGUUCUCUAGACAUAACUACAACCACCACCUUCCCUCUCCUUGUUCCUUUCUCUUUCUGUUCCUCUUCCAUCAAUGGCUUCCUCUCUUUCCUCUCAACUCUGAGCUCUCGCUAUCUCUCUCUCUUUACCAAGAUGAACACCACUAGACCUCCAUCUCUUCACUAUCUUCUCCUCCAUUCCUUCUUCUUCCUCCUUUCUUUCCAACAAUCAUACUCUGAAAAUAACCAAACCUGCCACCCUGAAGACCUUCACUCCUUGUACCCCUUCUUCCACUCCUUCCUCUCCCAACACCCUUCCUUGAACUCCAUCAAUGGCUCCUCCAACUGCUGCUCUUGGCCUGGUGUUUCCUGUGACAACCUCUCCAGAGUCAUUGGCCUUGAGCUCCCCAACUUGAACCUUAAAGCCACCAUCCCCUCCUACCUUGCCAACUUGUCCCACCUCCAAUGGCUCAACCUCUCCUCUAACUCCUUCUCUGGUCCUCUCCCUCCCUCCCUCUUCCACCUCCAAGACCUUGGCCUUCUUGAUCUUAGCUUGAAUUCUCUCUCUGGCCCCAUUCCCUCCAUCUCCACCCUCCCUUCCCUCCACCUCUUCAACCUCUCUCACAACUACUUCAAUGGAACCCUUCCUCUUCUCCCUGGCUCUCCGUCCUUGUCUGUGUUUGAUGUUAGCUAUAACAGGUUUGUGGGGGACAUAAGCUCAAGCUUCAACUUCUGUGUGUCUUCUCCAAAUAUUCAUGUUCUCAGGCUCUCAAUGAACUCCUUUUCUGGUGAAUUGAGUGAUGGGUUUGGCAACUGUUCUGAGCUUGUUGAGCUUGGUCUUGAUGGGAACUCCAUAUCUGGUAACUUGCCUGAGGAUUUGUUCAAACUGCCAUCUUUGAAGAAGCUUGAAGUUCAGGAGAACAAGCUCUCUGGCCUGCUGAACCCCAAGAUCAGUAAUCUCUCCAACCUUGUUCUCUUUGAUAUCUCUUUCAAUGCUUUUAAUGGCAGUAUUCCCAAUGUCUUCAAUGCUUUCAUGAAGCUUGAAUGUUUCCUAGCUGAAUCCAAUCGUUUUAGAGGGACAUUGCCUUCUUCUUUAUCAAAUUUGACUGCCAUUAGACUGUUGAAUUUAAGGAACAAUUCUUUGGGUGGUGAGAUUGACCUUGAGUUUUCUGCCAUGCCUCAUCUGAGCUUGCUCGAUCUCGCAUCAAAUCGUUUCAAUGGUGUUAUUCCUUCCAGUAUUUCAGAAUGCAAAGAACUCAAGACUUUGAAUUUAGCUAAAAAUGAUCUCCAUGGAGAAAUUCCAACUAGUUUCAUUGACAUGGUCUCCUUGUCUUUUCUUUCGCUCACAAGUAAUCACUUAUCAAACAUAUCAUCAGCUUUGAAGGUGUUGCAACACUGCCCAAACCUCUCUAGUUUGGUUAUGACCAACAAUUUUCGCGAAGGAGAGGUUAUGCCAUUUGAAGGGAUUCAAGCUUUCAACAAUAUAGAGGUUCUUGUUAUUGCAAAUUGUGCUCUUUUGGGUAAUGUUCCAGCGUGGUUGGCUACUUGUAGGGAGUUGAAGGUUUUAGACUUGUCAUGGAAUCAGUUGGAGGGAAAAAUUCCUUUGUGGUUUGAGAAUCUUGAUUCACUAUUUUACAUUGAUCUAUCGAAUAACUCGCUCACUGGGGAGAUUCCAAAUAGCUUGACAAUGAUUGCAAACCUUAUCUUUGGAAAUAUUUCAAUGGAGAGAACAACAAUGCAAGAGUUCCCGUACUUCCUCAAAAGAAAUAAUUCCGGAAAGAGUUUACAGUAUAAUCAUUUUAGUGACUUUCCGCCAUCUCUGAUCUUGAGCUAUAAUCGGUUAACUGGACCAGUAUUGCCGGGGUUUGGGAAGCUCAAGAAACUCCAUGUGUUGGAUCUAAGCAUGAACCAGUUGUCCGGGAAUAUACCUGAUGAGUUAUCGGGUAUGUCAAGCUUGGAGUAUUUGGAUUUGUCACAUAACAAUCUAUCGGGAAGCAUUCCAUCUUCACUGACCAAUCUCAGUUUUCUGUCAAGGUUCAGUGUGGCAUACAACAAUUUGUCCGGAACAAUUCCCACUAAAUGUCAAUUCUCGACUUUCACUUGUUCUAACUUUGAGGGAAACCCAGAUCUCUGCUGUUUUAACUUAACCUCAUCUUGUGCAAGUGAAGUCCAUCCACUAGCUUUAAGCAAAAAACCAAAAAACAAAGGUGUGAUCAUCGGAAUGGCUCUCGGAAUUGGGCUGGGGACAGCAUUGCUUCUAGCUAUCCUCUACUUGGUCGUGUCGAGGACACGGCACAGAAGACCGGAAGACAGGGUGAAGGAAGUGGCAGAUAUAAAUGCACACGCAGAAUUGACCGGGCCUCUAUUGGUGCUUCUGUUUCAGAACAAGGACUUCAAGGUUCUAAGCAUUGGAGACAUUUUAAAAUCAACAAACAAUUUCGAUGAAGCUAAUGUCAUUGGGUGUGGAGGAUUUGGGCUUGUUUAUAAAGCAACACUGCUUGACGGACGAAGAUAUGCUAUCAAGAAACUUACCGGUGAUUAUGGUCAGAUGGAGAGGGAAUUCCAAGCCGAGGUAGAGGCCCUCUCAAGAGCUCAACACAAGAACCUUGUUUCACUUCAAGGGUAUUGCCGGAUUGGAAAAGAUCGUAUUUUAAUCUAUUCAUAUAUGGAGAAUGGGAGCUUAGACUAUUGGCUUCAUGAGAAGCUCGAAGAAGGCACGACACUAGAUUGGAAUACGAGACUAAGGAUUGCUCAAGGAGCGGCAAGGGGAUUAGCUUAUCUUCAUCAAUCAUGCCAACCUCAUAUACUUCACCGAGACAUCAAGUCCAGCAACAUCCUGCUAGAUGAAAAUUUCGAAGCUCAUUUGGCCGAUUUUGGGCUUGCAAGAUUGAUUCUUCCAUAUGACACUCAUGUCUCGACUGAUCUAGUAGGAACUUUGGGCUACAUUCCUCCUGAGUAUGGACUGGCGUCGGUCGCUACUUUCAAGGGUGAUGUUUAUAGUUUUGGUGUUGUACUUUUGGAGUUGCUUACUGGUACACGGCCGGUGGACAUUUGCAAGCCAAAGGGGUGCAGGGAUUUGAUAUCAUGGGUGCUUAAAAUGAAGGAUGAGAAGAGAGUAACAGAGGUGUUCGAUCCCUUAAUCUUUGACAAGGAAUACGAAAGCGAGCUGAUUAAGGUAAUGGAGAUCUCAUGCCUUUGCUUGAAUGAAUCUCCGAAGCUUAGACCAUCAGCUCAGCAGUUAGUUACAUGGCUUGACAAUGUUGGUCUCGACAGCAAUCUUGUAACAUGAGAGGGAGGCAUCUGCAUCUUCUGAGUUUUAUCUCCAAAAUACUGGAUCUUUGUACAUAACACUGCAUAUCAUCCUCAGUUAUUGUCUUUCCAUUUGUUUCUAUCAAGUGAGAUUAUUAUACAAGACAAAGACACACAUCGAUCUUACUUUUGUGAACCUUUCAGAUGUUUCAGUAAAGAAACUUAU